AUGUCCGGGGUAGGCAGAUCACAACGUGUAGAUACUGCAGAUGGUAUCUCGUGGCACGUAGAAGCCUUCUCACCCAGUACCACCACCGAAACAGUCCCAGAGUAUGUCGUCCUCAUCCCAUCCGGCGAGGGUGACUGCCGAAACCUCACCAAGGUCGCACACCUUCUUGCUAGCACUGGUCCCUACCAUGUCCUAACCUUCGACAUGCCGGGCUUCUCACGAACGAGUGCAUCAGCCGAAGCUCAAAGCAACGUACGCCCACCCCUGCUAGCCAAGCAGAUCAUCGGCCUCCUAGAUAAGCUCGAGAUCCGUCGUACCAGCUUCUUCGGCUGCUCAUCUGGUGGCAGCGCAGUCCUGGGCCUCUGCGCCCUUUAUCCGCAUCGCACAAAAUGUGGCAUCGUGCAUGAAAUCCCAUUCGGCACUUUUCCUGUACUGGUAGACAUGCUGAGCAUGGCCGACCACGAGAUCACAGCUGCCUGUGAAAAUUUCUUCGCCAAUGCUUUCGUCGAGCAGGACAUCAACGACGGCAGAAAGAAGUGGGAUGGUCUGGGCAGCGACUAUCACGCACGCUUGGCGAAGAACUAUGUGACUUGGGUGAAGGGCUAUAUCAAUUCUGUCGAGCUUGGAUCGAACGAACUAGCAAGCGAUCCGAAGAAUCUGCAGCAAAGACCUAUCUUUUGGACGGUGGGUGGCUUGAACCCAGGAGUGGAGCAUGAAGAUGGCGCUUGGAAACAGAACUUUGAAAUGGCUAGGGCUGCUGGGUUGGAAGUCAACACGAAGAGGUUGAAUUGUUUGCAUUUCCCUGCUGUGACUGUGCCCGAGGAUACAGCUGACUGGAUCAGAGAGAGUGUUGCCAAGGUUAAGGACUAA
Lithohypha guttulata is the source of this 870-nucleotide messenger RNA. RefSeq lists its product as uncharacterized. NCBI's taxonomy places the organism in Eukaryota, Fungi, Ascomycota, Eurotiomycetes, Chaetothyriales, Trichomeriaceae. The coding region runs from base 1 to 870 and encodes 289 amino acids. Gene Ontology annotation, biological process: glycerolipid catabolic process. Gene Ontology annotation, molecular function: triacylglycerol lipase activity. The transcript has a single exon. The record is from RefSeq and is a predicted model, not a curated record.